Molecule: messenger RNA, 563 nt
Organism: Momordica charantia (bitter melon)
Lineage: Eukaryota; Viridiplantae; Streptophyta; Magnoliopsida; Cucurbitales; Cucurbitaceae
Source: RefSeq, a predicted model, not a curated record
AUAUUGGGCUUUGGGAUCUCCCCUAACAAGAAAACACGAUGGCAGAACUUAGUCUGGGUAUAUUGAUAGACGUUCUAGAUGAGGAAUGGAUGAGAGACACACUCCCUCAUGAUGAUCUUCUACUCCCGCCAGUGCUGGUUGUUCGGACCGAUGACACUGAGGACUCAAAUCAGGAGGCUCAACCAGUUGAUGCUGAUGCUUGGCAUGAUCUUGCACUAGCUAACCAAUGAAGCUUCUCCUGAAUCAGAGUGGUCCGUUACAAGUGAUUUCCUUCAAAUUGGAAAUUUUAUUAUCUUAUUCUCUUGCUGUUUUCGCAUAGUAGAUUCUCGAAUUUCAGUAAUCCAUGUUCUUGUGGAUGUGCCGAAGUUUGAUUAGAAAUUGUUUUUUUGUUUUAGUUCUUUUGUAUCUUCCUGUUAAAAAUUCCUGUUAGAAGUUAUGUGCAUGUUGGUAACAGUCAAUUUAGGUACUCCAAAUGGGUUUAUGCUUCUCUCCUUUGUCAUUGUUGUGUGGAGACAUUGAAAUGUUGUUUAUUAUUAUGAGAACUGUAUCAGAUUUGUAUAAAA